UGAGGUGGCAGUGGCUGCUGCGGUGGAGCCUGCGCUUCAGCGGGCGUUGGGGACUAGAAUUUGUCUUUCACCGCUGAGAGGUGGAGCAGGAGCUCUGGUCCACUGGCCAUGUUCAUAUGCAAAGCCAGCUGAACUUCUGUUUGCUGUCUACAAAAUCCCGGCAUGGUCUCCAGCUUUUUGUACUCGCGUUUUGUGUGUGUGUUUUUUGUACUUGGGGUCCUUUCUGGUAAAGCCAGAUACCGAAUAGCUCAUACACAGCGAGAGUUACUGUAAUUUGCCUCCUCUCUUCUCUCAAGACAAAGGUGAGGCAAGAGCAACUUCUCAGCAGCUGGAAUUCGGAGAAGGCGGCCAUAAAAAAUGGCUUUACUAGCCAUUGUGCUCUUCUGAGAGGAUCUCAGUGCUGAGUCACAUCACGGUUUACCUCAUUGGCUGGGCCAAACUUCUGUGGUUCUGUUCAGGAUGCUGGUUGCUCUUUGAUCAUUCCUGACUUGGAGGAAGGGGUUACUCCAGCCCCGAUCGCCUUCUCUUGUGCCAGCCUUUAGUAGUAAGCCAGCAGCUCCUUCAAUAAAUUGAGUGAGAAACUGCCCUGAGCCAGGUGUUCUUUAGGAAAGGCUGACAGACGCAGGUUCCCUCAGGUUGGUGCCUGUUUUGACAGAUCAUGUGCUUUUCUCAAACCCCUUCUUUAUCAGUUGCUGCUGUCUCUUAACUUAGAUCUAGUCUACAGAUAUGUGUAGUUGUGCUUUUUAGGUUAGGUUUGGCAGUAUUUUUAGGUUAGGUUUGGCAGUAUUCUUCCCCUUUCCACUGGAAGACAGAACGUGAUCCCCGUAGUGAAUGAAGUUUGUUGCUACUUGGGCUGAGGGUUAGAUCUAGCACCUUGACAGUUGAAGACCAGGCAGAGAAGUGAAGAAGUCAAGCUUCCUAGGGGAUGCUGGGCCUGGAAGCAUUCAUGCCUUGCUCUGUUGUUGACCUCACUGACCCCAGGUUCCCUGGUUAAAAGUCAAGGCCUACUGCUGGCCUGGCGCCCUCAACCCCAUUGAUCCUUGAGGCUGUGCCCUCUGGGGCACACAUGGCAGGACCUACCACCAUGCGACUGAACUCCCUUUUGGCUCUGCUGCGACCAGCACUGCCCCUCAUCCUAGGGCUGUCUCUGGGAUGCAGCCUGAGCUUGUUGCGAGUUUCCUGGGUCCAGGGUGAGGGAGAAGAUCCCUGUGUAGAGGCUGUGGGAGACCUUAGAGAGCCUCAGAAUCUGGACUCAAGAACUCGGCUGGAUCACAGUGAUGAAGACUUCAAACCCCGGAUUAUCCCUUAUUACAGGGAUCCCAACAAGCCCUACAAGAAGGUGCUCAGGACUCGGUAUAUCCAGACAGAGCUGGGCUCUCGUGAGAGGUUGCUUGUGGCUGUCCUGACUUCCCGAGCCACACUGUCCACUCUGGCUGUGGCUGUGAACCGCACGGUGGCUCACCACUUCCCUCGGUUACUUUACUUCACUGGGCAGCGAGGGCCACGGGCCCCAUCAGGGAUGCAGGUGGUAUCUCAUGGGGAUGAGCGACCAGCCUGGCUCAUGUCCGAGACUCUGCGCCAUCUGCACACACACUUUGGGGCUGACUAUGACUGGUUCUUUAUAAUGCAGGAUGACACGUAUGUGCAGGCCCCCCGCCUGGCAGCCCUUGUUGGCCACCUUAGCAUCAACCAGGACCUGUACCUGGGCCGGGCUGAGGAGUUCAUUGGUGCUGGUGAGCAGGCCCGGUAUUGUCAUGGUGGUUUUGGCUACCUGCUGUCACGCAGUCUCCUGCUCCGGUUGCGGCCACACCUUGAUGGCUGUCGAGGAGACAUUCUCAGUGCCCGUCCUGACGAGUGGCUUGGCCGCUGCCUCAUCGACUCUCUGGGGAUUGGCUGUGUCUCCCAGCACCAGGGGCAGCAUUAUCACUCAUUUGAACUGGCCAAAAACAGGGACCCUGAGAAGGAGGAGAGCUCGGCUUUCCUCAGUGCCUUCACAGUGCACCCCGUCCCCGAGGGGGCCCUCAUGUACCGGCUGCACCACCGCUUCAGUGCUCUGGAGUUGGAGCGGGCUUACAGUGAAAUAGAACAGCUGCAGGCUCAGAUCCGGAACCUGACAAUGCUGACCCCCGAGGGGGAGGCAGGUCUGAGCUGGCCCAUUGGGCUACCAGCCCCUUUCACACCACACUCUCGUUUUGAGGUCCUGGGCUGGGACUACUUCACAGAGCAGCACACCUUUUCCUGUGCAGAUGGGGCUCCCAAAUGCCCACUGCAAGGGGCUAGCAGGGCGGAUGUGGGCGAUGCUGUGGAGACUGCCCUGGAACAGCUGAAUCGGCGCUAUCAACCCCGUCUACGCUUCCAGAAACAGCGGCUCCUCAAUGGCUACCGGCGUUUCGACCCAGCCCGGGGCAUGGAGUACACCCUGGACUUGUUGUUGGAAGCCGUGACUCAGCGUGGGCACCGGCGGGCCCUGGCUCUCAGGGUCAGCCUGCUGCGGCCACUGAGCCGUGUGGAGAUCCUACCCAUGCCUUAUGUCACUGAAGCCACCCGUGUACAGCUGGUGCUGCCGCUUCUGGUGGCUGAAGCUGCCGCGGCUUCUGCUUUCCUGGAGGCCUUCGCAGCCAGUGUUUUGGAGCCACGAGAACAUGCCCUACUCACCCUGUUGCUGGUCUAUGGGCACCGGGACGCUGGCCGAGGGGCCCCAGACCCAUUUCUUGGGGUGAAGGCUGCAGCAGCUGAGUUAGAGCGGCGGUACCCUGGGACAAGGCUGGCCUGGCUCGCUGUACGAGCCGAGACUCCUUCCCAGGUGCGGCUCAUGGAUGUGAUCUCUAAGAAGCACCCAGUGGACACACUCUUCUUCCUCACUACCGUGUGGACGAGGCCUGGGCCCGAGGUCCUCAACCGCUGCCGCAUGAAUGCCAUCUCAGGCUGGCAGGCUUUUUUUCCAGUGCACUUUCAGGAGUUCAACCCCACCCUGUCACCACCGCGGUCACCCCCAGGGCCUCUGGGGGCUGGCCCUGAUGCCCUGUCCCCUCCUGGUGCUGACCCUUCCCGGGGGGCUUCCGUAGGGGGCAGAUUUGACCGACACGCGUCUGCGGAGGGCUGCUUCUACAACGCAGACUACUUGGCAGCCCGAGCCCGGCUGGCUGGUGAACUGGCAGGCCAGGAAGAGGAGGAAGCCCUGGAGGGGCUGGAGGUGAUGGAUGUUUUCCUCCGGUUCUCAGGGCUCCACCUCUUCCGGGCCGUAGAGCCAGGGCUGGUGCAGAAGUUCUCCUUGCGGGACUGUAGCUCCCGGCUCAGCGAGGAACUCUACCACCGCUGCCGCCUCAGCAACCUGGAGGGGUUGGGGGGCCGUGCCCAGCUUGCCAUGGCGCUGUUUGAGCAGGAGCAGGCCAAUAGCACUUAGCACACCUGAGGGGUCCUGUACCUCAUUGGGUUUCCCUUUUCUGCCUUAGCCUCGGAAGGGGAAGGCAAGACGGAUGGAUGAUGGAGAGCUUGUUGCUGUAGGUUUCAAAUAAGAAAAUGCUAUUAAAAGUGUCUUCUGCCAAACU
Trichechus manatus latirostris (Florida manatee) is the source of this 3548-nucleotide messenger RNA. It is a transcript of the gene CHPF2, whose product is annotated as chondroitin polymerizing factor 2. NCBI's taxonomy places the organism in Eukaryota, Metazoa, Chordata, Mammalia, Sirenia, Trichechidae. The record is from RefSeq and is a predicted model, not a curated record. Bases 1067 to 3403 code for a protein of 778 amino acids. Gene Ontology annotation, molecular function: glucuronosyl-N-acetylgalactosaminyl-proteoglycan 4-beta-N-acetylgalactosaminyltransferase activity. The transcript has 5 exons. Gene Ontology annotation, cellular component: Golgi cisterna membrane.